AUGGAAAUAGACCAAAACACAAACGGCACCGCUUAUAAUUCAGUACACAAUGCGUAUCUAAUCCAGAAAAAAGUAUUGGUCUCGGCUUCGCAUCUUGGCAUUUUUGCAUUAACUUUUGACAGAUUCUUGGCGAUUCAGCUUCAUCUCAGAUACCAGGAACUUGUAACUCACAAGCGUGUUGUUGCUGCAGUGAUCUCAAUCUGGGUGUUUAGUGCAUCAAUUUCCUUCCUACGUCAGUUGUAUGAUUCUUUUAUUAUGGGAGCUGUCAUUUUAGUUGUUUGUGUCAUAAUUACAGGAUUGCUUUAUUGCAAGAUAUACGCAGCGGUACGACAUCACAGAAAUCAAAUGCGCGCCCUGCAAGUACAGCAAGAAUUACGGAAUGGAGAAAAGGCCGCAAAUGCAGAAAGGCUAAGAAAAUCUGCACUGACUACAUUCUACGUUUAUGUUGUGUAUUUAGCUUGCUAUUUGCCAAUAUCUUGUGUUGUAUUUGCCAGGACCAAUGGUGACACUGUCUUGUUAUCUCAUUUAUGGUAUUUCACAUUGACUCUUGUGUAUCUUAAUUCAUCUCUCAAUCCCUUGAUCUACUGUUGGAAGAUGAGACACAUUCGACAAACUGUUAUGGACAUACUUCGAAAUGUCAUUGGGAUUGGUCCGCACUAAAGAAAGGAUCUGCUCGGGAUAAUUUGGCCUUUUACUCUCUGGUAAAAAUAAAAGCUUUCAGGCAAUACAGUUGGAAAAAAGACACUAAAUAUGAACGGGACCUGAAACCUUUGAAAGGCAAAGGGAAAAAUAUAUCAUCUAGUAUACUUCAUAAGAUUCCGGUUUGCUUUGGAAUAACUAAUUACAAUUAAUACGGAAACUCUGAAAUAUUAUUUAUCAAAGUCAGAAAGAGGGUAAAAAAAGCUAAAUGGUUUAGGAUGAAUGACGAGUGACUUGAUAAAUAGAGGGCCUAGUUUCCAAAUUUUCAUGGGCAAAAAGUUCUGUGUAAGGUAAAGUGUCUUAAACGUUUACUAGAUUUUGUUAAGCAUAGUGCAUGCAAUGAAGAAAACUAACUAAAGAGGAGACAGAUCAAAACUAUAUUGAAUAAAUCUUCCGCACUGAAUGUACCAAGAGUGGGGAAAAGAUUUACCGAUACAACAACAAUAACAACAACACAAUAAUAAUAAUAAUAAUAAUAACUAUUAUCAUAAUAAAAAUAAUAAGAAGAAUAAUACUAAUAAGAACUGAAUAAUGAUAAGAAGAACAACACAGCCUAUUUGUUGAGAAAGACGAAGACUAAUUAAUUCAUAUCAAUAAAGUUCACGUGAAAAAGUUAAAAUGUUUUGAAGACAGGUAAAAAUAUACCUUUCAAACAGGGUUUUUUUAAUUUGUCGAGUCCAAAAAUUGCUAAUAAUAUCACUACAUUUGAAACUGAGUUUCAGACUGGGAUCUGAGAAAGAGCUCUCCUGAGAGCGCAGCCGAUUGGAACAAAUGAUCGAUGGCUAAAUGACAUCCUAAUAAUUUAAAAUACCAUAAUAGAACCAGAUCAGAAAGCAGAUAUAAUAUAGCUCCAAUAUCAAGCAAAGAGCUUCUUGCUCUGAGAUUAAAAACUUAGAACCAUAAUAUUUGACGAAGCAAUUAAUUAUCAAGGCCCAGGGUUGAACCGAAGUACACAGUUUCCUCAUGUCUCAGUUGAAAGUCUUGCAAGCAACUCUCGGUACGUGGGUGAGAGUAAUUUACAACAACGUUGAAACUUUGUACGAGACCAUACUUAAUGUUUCCAUAGCCAUUUAGAAAGAGCGAGUCCAAAAAAGUAAUUAUUGUAACCAAUGAUGUAUAACAGAGCAACAGCAUUAACAACGUGAAAAUGAAAAAAAAAAAAAAAAAANGUACGUGGGUGAGAGUAAUUUACAACAACGUUGAAACUUUGUACGAGACCAUACUUAAUGUUUCCAUAGCCAUUUAGAAAGAGCGAGUCCAAAAAAGUAAUUAUUGUAACCAAUGAUGUAUAACAGAGCAACAGCAUUAACAACGUGAAAAUGAAAAAAAAAAAAAAGACAAAAUCGUGUAUUUUCCACUAUUCUUAAACUAACAUGUGUUUUCUCCUACACAUUGUUUUUCCUGUUCGGUGGUUACGAGCGCUCUUUCAUAAUCAUGAAAGUUCCCCCACAAUUUCUGUUUUUAGGGAGGUAGGGAAGAAACACAGAUAGUUAUUUUCUGACGCUUAAACUGAAGAGUAUAUUCUUUUCUUGUCUACGCGUUCUUUUUCCUGUUUGAAGCUGAUUAGGAGCGGUCGUCCAUAAUCAUGACAAUUCUUCAACAAUCUCUGGGGGAAACGGUAUCCUCUUGUUUUUCUAGUACCCAUUCAAUUGUGAGCAAUAUUGAACUUUCAUUAUAAUGUUAAACUGAAGCCGAAACCGGAGUUAAUAUGACUUAAGUUUUGGUAGCUGCCUCGGAUGAGUUAAAUCAACACGAACUACUAAGGCGUAACAACAACAACAACCAUUGUACUCCACAGGAAAAAGUUUACAAAUAAUGAAUUGAAGUAAACUGAAAAGGAAAUAUUUCACACAACCCGCAGUUAGCUUAAGCUAAUCGAGGCAGGAAGUGUUUUCGAUACAUCUUCAAUGAAAUGAAAUUUGAAACAUAAUUUCGAAGUCGAUUGUAGUUUAGACUACAAGGGAUAUUUUAAACAUGCUGAUCAUUUGUUUUUAACUGAUUAAACUUUCACAUACAGAACUGGAUGAUUUAUUAAGUAACUACCUACUGUGUCUGUUUUUUUUUUUAAGGGUAAUAAGUCUUUUCUCUCAUCCUCCGACCCGUCUUAGCUCAGUACAUGUGCAUAAUUUUUGCUUGGGUCAAGCAAAAACGUUGGAUUAUUCUUCAAACUAAUGGUCGGCAUUUCGUCUAAACUCUUUCUGUUUGACUGUGUAUUUACGAUUCACUGCAAACCAGCUGCCGUUUCUACUUUAAUAUUGCAUCAGUAGUAUCAAAUAACUUUCUACCAUUUGACUAACAAACUUCAACUCUUACAAAGCUCGACCUAUCGCGUUUCGGUUAAAAAUAAAAGGAGCUCAAAUAUCUGUGGCGAAACUAGUCAAUAAAAAAAUAUCAUGAUAAAUUCUUUCUUUUUUAAAUAUAAUUAUUUAGGAAUAAUACAAGAAUAUUUUCACCUUAAAAUAGGCAGAAAAAAAAAACAACAUUCAGCCUCGGCCAGGAAAACAACGUUCUUAUAAAAAAGAAAGAGGGUGUAUCAAACUGAAAAAACUGGAGCUAAUAAGACUUACCUCUUAUUAGCUGCCUUACAGUUAAUAAAGGAUAGUUUAUGGUUUUUGAAUACAUUUUCAUUUGAUUGAAGUUUAAGGCACGUUUUGCUUUUUGCAACAUGAUAACUCAUCGAACUUUCACGUCAUGAUACGUAAAUAUUCCGAUCAUUUGCGAUUAAACUUUGACACAUAUUAAGGACCGGAUGAUCUAUUAAGUAACUAGGCUACUGUGUCUUUGUUUUAAGCGGACCAUAAGUUUUUGUUAUGGUUUAAGAGUUUUUUCUCUCUUGAUCUCCUCACACUCUUUGUGUCGCGCGUGGCCAUGUAGUUUAUCAAUGAAAAAAUGUGUACAUGAGUCCAGGAAAUAUAUUGGAUUGGUUUGCGACUUAAAAGUCUCGUUUCUCCUCAAGCAUCGCUAACUCUUACUGUUUAACUGUGUAUUUUGCGAUUCAUAGGAAACCAGCUGCCUAUGCCAUUUUAAUAAUGAGCCAGUAGUUUCAAGCAACUUUCUUCCAUUUGACUGACGAACAAAGCUCGACCUAUCGCAAUUCAGUUAAAGUGAAAAUAUAUUCCAAUUGCUGUAUGAUGAUCAGGACGUCACAUUUAAAUUUUAAAUUCCGGGUUCAGACAAGCAGAGUUUUAAUUUCAAUUAAGGCCAGUUUGUAUAUUAUAAGUAAGAGUUAGGGACCUUUUUUACUCUUGUCGCGGAAGACUCAACAGUACUCAGUUUAAAACCAAUUGCCAUCGGAGGUGGAAGAGAAUCAACAGUACUCAGUUAAAAACCAAUUGCCAUCGGAGGUGGAAGAGAAUCUCUGGAGAAUAUUCAGUAAGUCUCGCAAAGAAUUAUUUCCAGCAUCAGUCUCUUCUUGCAGUGUUCCUUAAAAGUUCUACACAGCUGCUAAAACUUAAGACUGUAUAAAACUUUCAAUUCUAUGGCGGAAGCUGAAGGUCAGUCUCAUUCGAAAACGGAUGAAUCCUCCAAAGCAAAGAAGUUCCUCUCACAGAUUUUACUUAAACUUAACGGACAUCGAUCGUAGCACUUAUUGGAGGAAAAACAGGAGGAAAAGCCCCCGUAAACGAUUUUGUAAGAAAAGUUCCCAGUGCCAAGAAAUACAGCAAGUAAAGUAGCUAAUGGCGUCAUUCUGUUGCUAUGACAACUCCGAUGUCAUUGUAAUCCUGAUCAUAACAAACUUUCAACUUUCAACACUUACAAAGCUCGGCCAUUCGCGUUUCGUUUAAAAUGAAAAUAAAUCCAGAUUUUGGUGUAAUGAUGUUGUCAUAUUCAUAUUCUUUUUAUUUCAAAUACGUGGAUAUUUCGGAUGUUACGAGUAUGGGAUACUGGGAACUUCUUGCGAUUGUAAACUUUAUUGUUUCAAAAAUUUGAGUCUCAUCCAUAAAAGAAAACACUUGCAGAGCUCUUCAAAAGUUAUACAGCUACAGACUGUAGCGUACCUGUACACGUAGGCAGGCAACAUGCGUUGGCUAGUACCGUCGGAGUCGCGCCAUUCCGUUCACCAAAAAUAUUUGUUAAUGACAGUGUGUCAGGAAUGGUGUAUUUAAAACUAUUAAAAGGACAAAAAACAUUGUAGUUAAUUUUUUGUGUGACUUCUGAGCAAUGUAGGAGACGAUGUUUUAACAAACACAGCUCUUAAAGGUCACUCAAGUCAAGUCAACUUUAUUCAGGCAGGGCAGCCCUAUCAGCCAUUGGCUGGUAACAAAAAGGCCCCCCCGUACAGUCGUCGUGGAGGACAAUAUCGGGUUUUUAUUGUCGGCGGGUCUAAGCUUUUUGCCAUAGAUUUUUGAAAAAAAUACUACAAAUUAAUAAAUAAAUAAAUAAGUAACAAAAAGCCGUGCCCAAAAUAAAAAAAUAAAAUAAAAUAAAAGAAUCUAUCUUUCCGCGAUUCCUAAAAGCACCUAGCCUGUUUGGGCUCAAUAAAUUUUGAUUGGACUUGAUGUCAAUAUAUUUUCAUAAUGAUGCCUUUAAUAAGUUUCUUUGACCCAAUUAGUUUGCAACAGUUCUUUUCAGUCACUUUUUAGCCAGAAUACCAAAUAGGUUCUUUCUAUUCUUUAUGUCAUUAUCACCUUUUUACUGGCAUUUAUCAUAUCCUCAAAAACUCCAAUAGCGUCAGUAUGCGUUACCUUAAGCUUAUUAAUUGUUAAGCUCGAUUUAUCGUUCUUAUCAAAAGAAAAAAAUUAUUCAAGAUUGAAUGUGUUAUUAUGUGGCUACAUUAACUUGUUUGAAAUUUUUUGUUAAGGGAAUUCUUGGUGUUCAAACGUCUUGAUAUUUAACACUGUCUGGUUAGUGGACAAUUUCAAGAUUACCAAAGUACGGAAGAGGACAAGCUAGGUCGCUCAGCCAUGCGAUAAUUUAAGGAAGAAUGUGAACCACAUUCUGAACUAUUGGAGACCGAUCAGGUAACUUACCAAAGGCAAGAGCAUCUGCCUGUCAAAAGACUUCAACAGUUUUUUAAAGGAACAGUCUAUACAAUGGCAGAAGAAGCUAAAGACGCGUUUUCAACAUCCUACAGAAUGGCAGGAACUGGAGACUUUUAUUCAACGCUCGUCGCCAACUGCUUCUUCAACGCUUUCUUGCUUUUCACAGCCUUGGUUUUAAACUUCAUAACAAUACAAGCCCUAAGAAAAAUAUCAUCGUUUCCAAAGCCUUUAAAAACAUUACUUCUAAGUCUCGCUGUUUCUGAUCUUGGUGUUGGUUUGCUUGUCCUUCCUCUCUACAUUGCACGUCUUAUAAUGAACAUAGAACAGAGCGCUAACAAAAGACUCCAUUAUACGGUAUAUACAGCGCAGCGCGUUUUUGGCUAUUUUCUGUGCGUUGCUUCAUUCUUGGGCAUCAUUGCUUUAACUGUCGACAGAUUCUUAGCCAUUUAUCUUCAUCUCAGGUACCAGGAACUUGUGACGCACAAGCGUGUUAUCGCUGUAGUAAUUUCAGUAUGGGUGUUUUUUUAUGUCUUUCCUCAUUCGCGUUGAACAGAAUUUUAGAAAACGUUCCAGACAUUAUAAUUGCAACUUUUGGGGCAGUUUGUCUCACUACAACGGGAUUCAUUUACUGCAAGAUAUAUUCAAUCGUACGUCACCACACAGAUCAGAUUCAAGCCCUGCAAUUACAACACGUAGAGCAGAAUCAGAAUGGAGAAUUGGCAAAUGCUGCGAGACUGAAAAAAACUGCACUUGCUACAUUUUACGUGUUUGUGGUGUUUGUGGUUUGUUUUUUGCCCUACAUAUGCGUUAAAGCAGCUUAUCGAAUUUUUGGUGAGUCCGAGUUGCGGUUGCAUCUGCUUUAUUAUUCGACGACACUUGCGCAUCUUAAUUCAUCUCUCAAUCCUUUAAUCUACUGCUGGAAGAUGCGAAACAUUCGGCAAGCUGUGAUCAGUGUACUUCGCAAUAUCUUUCAAGGACAGUAA
Messenger RNA from Porites evermanni, 6664 nucleotides. Lineage: Eukaryota; Metazoa; Cnidaria; Anthozoa; Scleractinia; Poritidae. The record is from the annotation of a GenBank genome assembly.